AUGUUACCAACAUACAUUGAACAACAACAACAACAACAACAACAACAACAACAACAACAACAACAACAACAACAAUAUUACAACAACAACAACAAAUAUAUGUCAAUGAAUAACAAUAGUUCUAAUACUAUGCAACCUAUGACCAGACCAUUCAACAACAACACCAACACUACAUACUCCUCAUCAGUCAAUGGAAGGAACAAUACAUUUGGAUCAUCAUCAUCACCAUCACAAUCAGUCGACAGGAAAAUAACAAUUGAUUCAAUACCCCUGACUCCAAUCAGACCAAUACCUCCAUCACCAAACGUAUUCGAUUCCACUCCAAACUACAAGACACCUGCUCAGCACAACACCUCACUGCAGCAACCUCACAUACCUGGCCAAGUCAUACUAGAGGAGCUACUGUCUGAUGAUGAUGAACAGAACAACAGUGUUAUUCAUCAACAGCAGCAGCAAUCAUUCUCCACACCACAUCAUUCCUCAUCUCAAUCAUAUGUUGGCGACUCUCCAUUGACACCAUCGUCCUACAACAGACAGAGUGGUUCCAACAAGACACCACGACGUUGGCGACUGGUCCCUGCUCACUGCACUUGUUUAAUUCACAACAUUGACAAUGGUGAUAGCAUAUGCCAAAAGUGCAACAAUGUAGUUACAUCAACUACCUCAACUACACCUGUAGUCCCAAACAACAACAACAGCAGCAGCCACCUCAACAACUCAACCACAAACAGAAGUGGUGUAAACACUACAUCCUACAUUCCAAGCUCAGCCUCCAAACCUCCCAUUCCACCAAGUCCUAUACCAUCAUCUGUACCAAGAAGACAGGACUCUUACGAUCGCCUUUUCCAAUCACCAUCUCGUACACCAAAUCAAAACAACAACAGUUACAUUCACGAGACCAGCCCCUCAAAACGACCAGACUACAAUGUCUACUCUAGUGGAAACUAUGAGCGUGAGUUGAGGAUGCUCAAGACCGAGGUACAGGACCUUGAAGAGGACUUUGCCGCAUCGGCCAACAACAACAAUCUCAGGACAUCUUUCAUCAUGAACAAUAGUACUGCUGCAGGCAUCUUCAUGGCAAAGGACUACGACGAAAUCAAUCGAUCCAAAGAGAAGGUGGCCCAGGAGAUCAUUGGUACACAGGAGAUAGUCUCUGAUCACAUCAACAAACUCAAGAACAGGUUGAGGCAAACGGAGCAGGCACUAGAGGCAGCAGAGACCCGCUAUGAGAAUAGCGAAGGUCAGAGUAGAGAGUUGCACAAGACCAACCAGGAACUUAGAGACUUACUAAGACAGACAUCAUUCGAGAGUCAGGAACUCAGAAGGGAACAGGAUGGUGAAUCACAGAGGCUGGAUCUCGAGAACAAUGAACUGCGCAACAUGCUCUCGGCACAGAAACGACAACUACAGGCCAAGAGCGUGGAUGACACUGUCAUUGCUGGACUCGUAGACGAGAUCACACAACUCUCUGAGGCCAUCAAUGAUAAGCUUCAAGAGACCUCAAUCAAGGACGAAGAGAUACGUGAGAAGAAUGAUGAGCUGCUGUUGCUCAAUGAGAAGAUCGCCAACAUGAAGAAUGAUGCCACCAAUCAGGCCAAGAUGCAACUUUUGCUGGAAGAGUUGGUUGCACUGAGACAGAGAGAGUCACAGGUCAAUCAGGUAGCCAACGCCAAGGUCGAGGAGCAGCGAUAUCAUCGCACGGCAGCAGAGAACAAUUGGCGUCAAUCAGAGGCAAAGUUACAGAGGAUGAGCAUUGAGUACAAUCAUGCAAUGCGCAAUCUGGAGGACAUUACCAAGAGGGAGCAGACAGCAAUGGCAGAGCUCACUGUGCACAAGGAGGAGAGAAAGGGCAAGGUGUUACUACCAAAGGUCGAGCUAGAUCAAAUUACAGAUACUCUGGAGCGUCUCACUGAGAGUCAGAAUAAGGCUCAGGAUGAGGCCGUCCAACUCCGCAAUCAGCUAGCAGAAAAGGAGGUCAAAGUGGAGGAGUUGAUGAAGAUGAUCGAUGUGUUGAUGGCAGAGAAUGAUGACAUGAAGGAGCGAAUAUCAAAGGUACACGUUGUCAUUCAUGAUGCACCAAUGAUCCCACUUGCCGAAUCACAAAUUGCAGCGCUCACUCCCAGUAGACUGAGAAGAACAACCUUUGAAUCUCUGUACCAAAGCAUGAGCUCAUCAACCACUCGUCCACAGAUGUCUAUAUCUAUCAAUCAGUCAACCUACACUCCACCAUCAUCUACAACGACAACAUCAACAAACCACUCUGGAUCAUACAAGAUGACAAUGCCAGACUCUGAUCUUCAAAACAGUAGCAGCAGCAACAGCAAUCAUCAAAAUGUUAGCAAGAUUGUCAAAUGGGAUCAGAUGGUAUCCUCACUCAAGGAGAGGCAACUCAAACAGCAACAGGACAGAGACACUCAGAGAGCCAGUCAACGCGACGACAAUGAUGGCACUGUUGAUGGAUACUUGUUUGGUGAACAAAAUGGCAGAAGUUUAUUGUCUGGUGAUACUAUCUUUGGAACAUUGAAAGAUGAAGAACAAAAUGUUGAUAGCCAUCCACCAGUGGAUCAAGAACAGAAUGAACUUUUGGUUAGUGAAUUGGAGAAUGGAGGAUCAGGACUGGACCUGGUUGAUGGUGACGAUGAUGAUGAAGACAUUGAAUUCCCAGAGGAUGACAAUCUGUUCGAGCCAACUGAUGAGGAGCAAGAGCAGGAGGAGGAGGAGGAAGAGGAGGAUCAGAAUCAGUUCACAGAUGGAGGUCCAAUGUCAAAGGUCAUCGAUCAGACUGGUGCAAUGUUGGAUGAGUUGGACAUUGAGGAUACCACUGACCAACAUGUAUCAUUUGGUUCAUCAUCGAUCGAUAGGAGACUGGACCAAUUGGCAAACAGCCACGAACUGUCAGACAGUACAAAGGCAAUUGCAAGUCAGAUAAAGAAGGUGGACAACAAAGGCAACUACAACAUUGGAAAGCAACACAAGGUCAACAUUGGUCUUAGGUCUGGAGAGUUGGUUGUUCGUGUAGGAGGUGGAUAUGAGAUGUUGAUGGAGUACUUGGAGAGACAGAAGAAGGACUUGGUAUGGUACAGAGAUGGAAAGUUGAUAGACAAUAAGGAUAAGGAUAGGGAGAUGGUCAGUGUCCAGAAGCAACUACUAAACAGCAAGAGUACUGCCGAUGGACCACAGAUCACACUUGUGAAGAAUGGCAAUCAUAGUAGACUGUUUAUUCAAUCACCAAAGUAG
Messenger RNA from Acytostelium subglobosum LB1, 3237 nucleotides. RefSeq lists its product as hypothetical. The transcript is spliced from 4 exons. Gene Ontology annotation, molecular function: microtubule binding. NCBI's taxonomy places the organism in Eukaryota, Evosea, Eumycetozoa, Acytosteliales, Acytosteliaceae. The record is from RefSeq and is a predicted model, not a curated record. The coding region runs from base 1 to 3237 and encodes 1078 amino acids.